AUGGCUGAAAAUGAAAGAAACAUGAAUUUAGCAAAAUUCAAGGAAACAAAGCUUAAUCGCAAGUUUCAGGAUCUUUACCCAGAAGAUCCUAACAAGCUCUUUUAUAGAAACAACAAUUUUCAGCACAGAGGACUCAUCAGACCAGGCAACAUUUUUCCAGUCUUCAACAGUGCAAUUUUGACAACCCAGGAAAGUUCUGCAGUAGUGCUGACAGGAGAAGCAUCAGAUCCUCUUAAUGCUAGGAAAGUCAAGUUGGACGUAAAGGAGAAAAGAGAGAAAAAGCAGAAAGUGGAUGAGGAUGAAAUUCAGAAAAUGCAAAUUUUAGUGUCCUCCUUCUCAGAAGAACAGCUUAAUCGCUAUGAAAUGUAUCGACGCUCUGCAUUCCCUAAAGCUGCAAUUAAGAGGCUCUGGAUGUUUGUGAGAAGUGGGGUGAAAGCCCACCAUUACAGCCACGGCACAUGAGGGAAGCACUCAGACGACUCAGAUCUAAGGAGCAGAUCCCAGAUUCUAAAUACAAGCGGAUCUUGUUCAGCUAGUAUUGUAUAACCAUUGUCAUGACAUAUGUUGCUAUGAAACGUGUUUUGAAGUAUUCCAUUCCUUUCAUACACUGUUUAUUUCUGUUUUCCCUUUUAUAUUAUUGGGUCAUGUUCACACUUUUUAGUCAGUAUUUUCAUCAGUGUUUGUCAGCCAAAACAAGAAGUGAAACCUAUUGAAAAACAUAUAUUGAAAAUAUUUACACCUAUUUAGUGUUUUCGAUCCACUCCUAGUCUUAAUAUACAAAUACCGAUGCAACAUAUUGUCAUAUGAAAGUGGACUUAGGUCAUUAUGUUGAGUGUCAGUAUUGCCCUUAUUUGUUUUAUAUUGUCAUCCUUAGGGCAUUAAAAGGGUUGUCCAACCCUUUUUAUGACAGUUAUCUACCCUUUGUUGAUAUUCUGUGCAGUUCUCUAUAUUUCAUAAACCAUGCCCCCUUGCUAGGCAAAAUGUCUGUGCUGUCCACGUAUAGGUCCUGUCCAUAAGAUGGCCGCUGAAGGAGGGUUCUGUGACCAAACAUCCCUCCUCCAUUGAAACACACUGCACCUGCACUUAGCUCCCAACAGUACAAGUGCAGAUGGAAGGUGCAGUGUAUUUUAACAGAAGAGACAUCAAAUGGAGGUGAUUUGCCUGGUCACAUGACCCUCCAUCAGCAAUUUAAUGGACAAGACCUCUGUGUGGCCAGCACAAUAGACUUUGCAAACAAGGGGGAAACCUUUGCGAAAUAUAAAAAAUGGUGCAGAAUUUCAACAAAGGCAAUAUUAAUAAGUGUCAUAUAACCAUCCUACACAUUGGUCAUCACCAAAAAGUGGCCAACCCCUUUAAGGUUGGAAAAAGACAGCAAAAGUCCAUCAAGUCCAACCUGCAAUCAUGCUGUAUUGAUCCAGGGGAAGACAAAUAAAAAAAAAAAAAAUGGAAAAAACCCUAUGGGGGGAAAAAAAAUCCUUCCCGACUUCAGAUGUGAGUCAGAACAAAUUCUUGGAUCAACGUCCCUCUUCCUAUUAAGAACGGGUUGAGCUAAAGGGAAAAUGGUGUGUAGAACAUGAUUUGUAUGCAUUGUCUUGAGCCGCAAUGUUAUUUUGAAAUAAAAAGUUGUUUAAACCUC
Molecule: messenger RNA, 1636 nt
Organism: Bufo gargarizans (Asiatic toad)
Lineage: Eukaryota; Metazoa; Chordata; Amphibia; Anura; Bufonidae
Gene: TAF11
Product: TATA-box binding protein associated factor 11
Exons: 5
Coding region: 1-462 (153 amino acids)
Biological process (GO): RNA polymerase II preinitiation complex assembly; transcription initiation at RNA polymerase II promoter
Cellular component (GO): transcription factor TFIID complex; nucleus
Molecular function (GO): protein heterodimerization activity; transcription coactivator activity
Source: RefSeq, a predicted model, not a curated record